Molecule: messenger RNA, 2520 nt
Organism: Bipolaris maydis ATCC 48331
Lineage: Eukaryota; Fungi; Ascomycota; Dothideomycetes; Pleosporales; Pleosporaceae
Product: glycoside hydrolase
Biological process (GO): carbohydrate metabolic process
Molecular function (GO): hydrolase activity, hydrolyzing O-glycosyl compounds
Source: RefSeq, a predicted model, not a curated record
AUGACCAAGACCAAAGCGCGCUACGACUUCAAGACGCGCCCGGUCGCGCACCCUGAUGCCAUUGUCGCUGGCGACAAGUACCGCUUCACCAUCCUCACCGAUGGUCUGCUCCGCUUCGAGUGGGCAGACGACGGCCGCUUCGAAGACCGCGCCAGCACCUUUGCCAUCAACCGCAGACUAGCCGUGCCCGACUUUUAUGUCUGGGACAGGGGCCACGGAAUCGAAAUCGUCACAAAGCGCUUCCAUGUCGUCUACGACAAGAACAAGUUCAGCGCCGAGGGCCUCAAGAUACACCUCAAGGGCUCUGUGACGGGCACCUGGACAUAUGGCCAGCAGCUCUCCAACUUGGGUGGCACCACGCGCACACUGGAUGGCGUCAAUGGCCGCGCAAGGCUGGGUCCGGGCGUGCUGUCUAGGGAGGGCAUGGCACUCUUGGAUGACACCAAGUCGAUGCUCUUCGAGGACAAUGGCUGGAUCGCAGGCCGCAGGAGUGGCGAUAGGACCGACCAGUACAUCUUCAUGUACGGCCACGACUAUCGUGAGGCUAUGCGCGCAUACUAUGCUGUCUCUGGUAGUCAGCCCCUGCUACCACGGUACGCCCUGGGCAACUGGUGGAGUCGAUACCAUGCAUACACGGCCAAGGAGUACCUCGAUCUGCACGAUCAUUUUGACAAAGAUGACGUGCCCAUGAACGUGGCCGUCGUCGACAUGGACUGGCAUCUGGUGUGGGAUAUUCCAGGUGGUUACAAUGGCUGGACCGGAUACACGUGGAACAAGAAGCUCUUCCCUGACCCAGAUGCCUUUAUGAAGAACCUCCAUGACCGUGGCAUGAAACUGACGCUCAACUUGCAUCCUGCAGACGGCAUCAGGCCGUUUGAAGCGCAAUACGAAAGAGUUGCAAAGUACCUUGGAAUCGACCCGGCGUCGAGGCAGACGAUUCAGUUCGAUUGUACGGAUAAGAAGUUUAUGGAUGCCUACUUUGAUGUAGUGCACCACGAGCAUGAAGAGCGAGGUGUUGACUUUUGGUGGGUGGAUUGGCAGCAGGGUAAUACGUCCAAGAUUCCUGGCGUCGACCCGCUGUGGGUGCUCAACCACUUUCAUUUCCUCGACAGCGGCCGCGGCUCCCAGCGUCCCUUGAUUCUUUCUCGUUUCGGCGGUCCAGGUGCUCAGCGCUACCAGGUCGGUUUCUCAGGCGAUGCAAUCAUUACUUGGGAAAGCUUGCACUUCCAGCCCGAGUUUACGGCUACUGCAUCCAACAUUGGAUACGGAUGGUGGAGCAAUGAUAUCGGCGGACACACACAUGGCUACAAGAACGAUGAGCUGUACACGCGCUGGGUACAGCUUGGUUGCUGGUCGCCCAUUCUGCGCCUGCACUGCGACAACAACCCUUUUAACACUCGCGAGCCCUGGCGUUACAACGCCGAAGCCUGUGGCAUUGUCGAGGAUACACUGCGAUUCCGCCACCGCCUCAUCCCAUAUCUGUACACAAUGAACGCCCGAAGCGCCAGCGAUGAUGAGCCCCUUGUACAACCCAUGUACUGGGACUACCCCGAAAACGAAGAAGCCUACAACGUGCCCAACCAGUUCCGCUUCGGCACUGAACUCAUUGUGGCACCCAUCACCCAGCCCCGCGACAAGAUCACACAUCUGGGCGCCGCGAAAAUCUGGCUUCCAGAAGGCCGUUUUGUAGACAUCUUCACAGGCGUCAUCUACAACCGCGCCGGCGAACUAACCAUCCAACGCCCCCUAAAUCUCGUCCCCGUCCUCGCAAAAGAAGGUUCCAUCAUCCCCCUCGACGCCGCCGCCCGCCCCAAAACCGGGUCGCCCAACCCAGAGGCUCUCGAGAUCCUCGUCGUCGUCGGCGCAGAUGGCUCCUUCACCCUCGCCGAAGACGAUGGAAAAGGCCACCUCGUCGACGACGGCGGCUUCUCCAUGAUCUCCGCCUCGGACCUCGACUCCUCCGCCGACGACGACGACACCGUCCGCUUUGCCCACACCCCAAUAACCUACAAGCACGCCACCGGCGUCCUCACCAUCGGCCCUACAUCCCCCCCUUCCAACACCGCAAUCCCCAAGUCGCGCUCUUGGAAAAUCAGACUCCUAGCCCACCACCUAACCACCGACGCAACAAUCCGCUGCAUCACCACCGCCCCUUCAACCCGCAAAUCCGCAAAACAACUCGCCCACUCAAUCUCCCACGUCCCCAACGGCUCCCUCAUCACCCUCACCGACGCAGUGCCCACUUCGCACACCAUCCACAUUGAACUCUCCCCCGCCCCUACCUUGGAUGUCCUCGACCCUAACCCCCUGAUCUGGGAUAUCAUUGACAAGUCCUGGAUCGAGCUCGAUCGCAAGUGGGAUAUUUGGAACUGUGUGAAUAAUUCAGAGCCUGUGCUGAACAAGGUGCGGGCGCUGCAGGGGAGGGGGCUGCCCAGGGAGUUGCUGGAUGCGGUGCUCGAGUUGUUGCUUGCGGAUGAGAGGUAUGCUGGUCAAGGGAAUGGCAUGGAGGAUGUGGAUUAA